Messenger RNA from Anopheles maculipalpis, 1698 nucleotides. Its product is annotated as trichohyalin. The record is from RefSeq and is a predicted model, not a curated record. Lineage: Eukaryota; Metazoa; Arthropoda; Insecta; Diptera; Culicidae. The transcript has 2 exons. Bases 4 to 1698 code for a protein of 564 amino acids.
ACGAUGAUAAAGGAACUGUAUCAGCAGACCGAGCCAAAGUCGCACCGUCCGAGCUACGCCAACAAGGCGGUCAUACUGAGCAGCGCCAAGUGGGAGCAAAUGUGGAAGAAGGUCACCAAUCCGGCCGAGAAGGAAACGGAGGUACUGUGCCAGCAGGAGCGCGAGUUUCGUGAGUAUCUUAAGAAUGGUUCGAAAAAGAUGACCAGCACGUGGGAAAACACGGUGCAGAACAUACGCGACAAGAAGGAAGCGGAACGGUUGCGGCGUGAUAAGGCCAAGGUGGAGGAAGAUCAGCGUCACUAUCGUGAAUUAAAGGCAGCGGACGAGAUAAAGCGCAAAGAGCUCAUCCAGAAGGCGGAAGAUCUCAUCCAGAAGGACAAGGUGGGACCAAGGGUGCUGGAGAGUGCGUCCAAGUUUUGUGAGGUGUUGAAGGGUCGCGAAAUGCAGCGCCAGUUUCGCUUGGAGCAGGAACAGAUGCAGCAGCUGCGCAAACAGUCGAUCGAUACGCAAACACUGUCCCAGGCAAACCAUUGGCUAAAGUCACACGGCGACCGUUUGCUCGAGGAUCGCCAGCGGUUCGACAACUACAAACGCGAGCUGAAAGAGACGAUGAUUCGCAACCAGCAGCUGCAGCGUCAGCGUAAGCAAGAUCUUAUCGCCGAGGAGCAGCAAAGUCUGGAGGUGAUCGAGAGCGAGAUGCGUCGUCAGCAGGAACGCGACCGGAAGGCAUUGGAGGAGAGCAAAGAGAUGCGUCGCAUGAACGCACUGGAAGCGAUCCGUAUGGCCGAAGACAGGCGAACACGGUUACGGCGUGAGUCGGAAAUAGAGGACGCUCUGUUGCAAAUCUACUGCGAUGGGCAGCAGAAUAUAGCCAGCUUCAAGCAGGGCAUACACGUGACCAAACAUCGGUUCCGGGACAACUCGCACCAGCUAACGGAAGCGAUAGAACGUCAACGGGCAGCACUGGCCCAGGAAGAGCGUAAUCAGGCUCGUGCCGCCGAAGAGAAGGAUCGUAUCGCUACGAUUAAGGAACGCGAACAGACGGAACAGCAGAAGCAGCUGAAGGCGGCCCGCAUGCAGGCCCAUCUGGACGAGAUCGAAUGGCAACGGCAGCGGGAAGCCGAAGAAGCCGUCCUCACGCGGCGCGAGUACGAGGAACGGCUGCGUAACAUUGACGUAACGUUCGGCUUCGAUCGCCACAAGGUGACGGACAAAACGAUCAAAACGUACGCCCAGCGCAAGCUGCUGCUCGGUCAGAUGGUGGAGAAGGAGGUACGUGAACGUCGGGAAGCGGACACAACGGCCGAGCUGCGGUACGCGCGGGAACAUGCGGACAAGGAAAACCGUCACUUCCUACAGUACGCGCAGGAUCUGAUCAGCGAUGCCAAAGUGAAGGGACGUCCAAUACUGCCACUGCUCAAAACGGUACAGAGCUACAAGCGUGAACACUUUCACGACUUCAAGGAUGCGGACGUAGUGCCGCAACACUUGCUGUCCCGUGUGCCGAUCAACAAUAAGCUGAUGGAGCAAGGGUUGCUGGACGCGAUGCCGACCCGCCAGAAAGCGCUCGUGCUGCCGAAACGGAUGCCACCGAAAGCACUCGAAGCGCUGGUGAAGGACGAACAGCCGAGCGAUAAAAAUAGUACACCGACGGUCGAUUCCAAAACGAGCGCCGAAGACAUGAAACAGCGAUUAUAA